Molecule: messenger RNA, 1066 nt
Organism: Aplysia californica (California sea hare)
Lineage: Eukaryota; Metazoa; Mollusca; Gastropoda; Aplysiida; Aplysiidae
Product: transmembrane protein 187
Exons: 2
Coding region: 101-1027 (308 amino acids)
Cellular component (GO): transport vesicle
Source: RefSeq, a predicted model, not a curated record
UGCCCCAUGCGAACAGACGCGUUUGCUCCCAAGUUGUCUGUGAUUGUGUGUGACAGCAGAGCUUACUUUCUUUACCGGCCCCUUUAAUGUUUCUACAUUCAUGAUGACAAUAUCAACUCAACAAAGGGAAAUGGAACUGUGGCUUUCCAGUUUCUUUCCAGUUUCUGUGAUAUUUUUUGUCUUAGUUGGCAUUUCAUACACUGGAAUCUUCGACAAUGCUGAAUUAGAAAUUGGCCUGGAACAUUAUGCAGAAGAAGCAUGGCUGCCAUUUACUAAUGUGAUGCCUCUAAACACAUUGAUCAACUUUGGAUAUACAGGACUCGGUCUUUACUGGUGUUGGUUCACUAAAACAGCAACUACUCAAGGAAUGUUGAAAGGAAACGAUUCAAGGUUGUUUUAUUGUUUGAACAUAAUGGCCAGCAUUUAUGGUGUGGUUCAGUUUCUGAGAAUCACAACUCAGACUGUCAUUUGGGCUGUGCUGGAUCAGUGGUGUACAUUGCCGUUUUUCGCCCUUCUUCUCGGAUGGGGAUUGUAUCUUCAGCGGGGCUGGUCAUCUCUUCGCUUUUUUGUGAUUUUGACCAUCUCCAUACUGAGUUACGGCUUGGUGCUUAUUUCAAAGAUAGGGUUUGAGAUUGCUCUUGGAUUUCACAUUUUGGCUGCUGUUACUGGUGGGAUAAUAGCGUACAGGAAAUAUCCACCGUAUGGCAGCUUAAGGACAUUUUUUUUGGCUUUGUUGUCUUGUUCAGGUUUUGUUAUUUUGAAACUGCUUGAUCACCAGCUGCCUUUCUUGUUUUGUGGCUUCAAAUAUGUUUCUGGUCACUUCUUAUCGAAAAUAUGUGAUAUCUACCAAAUUUAUUUUGUAAAUGACUUUUUCCUUGACAUUACUCUUGAAAAAGCAGCAAGUAUUAGUCUUGAAGAUAAAUUAAACUUUGAACAAUGCUCAGGUGUGUAUCAGCAUCUUAAACAUAAAGCUACAAAUGAUAUUAGAUAUGAGAAUCCUUUCAAAUCAAAACAAAAAUACAUUUAGUGAACUUUCCCAUGUUUUUUGUUGUUGCUGUCAAUAGUA